This is a messenger RNA of Plasmopara halstedii, 1617 nucleotides long. Its product is annotated as Cactin. Bases 1 to 1617 code for a protein of 538 amino acids. NCBI's taxonomy places the organism in Eukaryota, Oomycota, Peronosporomycetes, Peronosporales, Peronosporaceae. The transcript has a single exon. Gene Ontology annotation, biological process: mRNA cis splicing, via spliceosome. Gene Ontology annotation, cellular component: spliceosomal complex; cytoplasm. The record is from RefSeq and is a predicted model, not a curated record. Gene Ontology annotation, molecular function: protein binding.
AUGCCUCGCUCAGACGACAAGAGCAGUUCGAGGCAGCGCCGCCACGACAAAAAGAGACAUAAAAAAUGUCAGCGUCUCGAUUCUGAAUCAGAGAAUGAGAUAGAGGCACGUAAUGAGCGUAAGGCACGUAAAAAAUCGGCUAAGAUGCUGGCGAGUUUAGGUUAUUCGGACGAAACAAAUCCGUUUGGUGACUCAAGUCUAAGUCAGCCGUUUGUGUGGGGUAAAAAGUAUGAGGAUAAAGGCAAGGGUAAGCCUUCUAUCAAGGAGCUUAAAAAGCAACAACUACAACGUGUGGAUGAGAUUCGAAAAGCUCGAAAACGUCGCGAGGAUCGUGAAACUGAACGCGAGGAGAUGGAGCGACUAAAGAGCGAAGAAAUGCGCUUAAAAGACGCUGAACAGUACGAAGAUUGGCAGCAAAAAGAAGAGCAAUUUCACUUGAAACAAGCAAAGGUACGUAGCCAAUUACGAAUUCGGGCCAAUCGAGAAAAACCUGUGGAUCUAUUAGCCAAGAAUUUGCUAUUAGUAUCGGCUAAACACGGCAAAAACGGCGAAGACGAGUUUUUUAAAAAAGAAAUUGGACGUAUACAGGUAGAACAUAGACGACCGCAUGCUAUUGUAGAGAUCUUGUCGAUGAAUGAGCUUACAGAGUUGCAGCACGAUAUUUGUACUUAUGAAGAGCUGGAAGAGAGCGGUAAUGGUGGAAAGAAUGCCGAAUUUUGGCAAUUGAUGAAAAUUGUGUGUGAUGAUCGAAUUCAACGCUUGAAAAAGUCGCAAAAUGAAGGACGAGCAGAUAGAGAGGCUAUUCAUGAUUCGGUGAAUGAAAGUAUCAAGGAAAUGCUGAAGGGGAAGGAUAAAGAAGGUCUUGAAAAGCUGAAUAGUGAUGUAAAAGAAACGAUUGCCAGUGUCAGUAACGGGGCGACAGGAGUGGAUGUCGACUUUUGGCAAGAUGUAGCGCAACAAAUUCAAGUUUAUCAGGCUCGUGCUCGACUGACUGAACUACAUGAAGAAAUGUUGAAUAAGCUAGCUGAUCUCAUGGAAGAGCACGAGAAGAACGCUGUAGACACACUGGCUCGUGCACCUGAUGAUAAAUUACAUGGUGUAGUGGAUGAAAAUGGACGUGAUGCUGGACUUGUAGCAUAUGAGAUGGAACAGUCGUUUGCUUCUAAGGAGCUUGAUGAAUCGGAAGAGAAGUUUGGUGAGUCAGAGGAGGUGACAACAGCCGACUCGAGGACAGUUCCGCGAUGGAGUGAAAAGUACCAGCCGCGCAAACCUCGGUACUUUAAUCGUGUCAAGACAGGCUUCGACUGGAACAAAUAUAAUCAGACGCACUAUGAUCGUGAUAACCCACCUCCCAAAGUCGUACAGGGCUACAAAUUUAAUCUCUUUUAUCCCGACCUUAUUGACAAGCAAACAGCUCCUCGAUUCUUCUUGGAAAAGACCCACUCGGAUGAAUUUUGUAUCAUUCGUUUCUCUGCUGGUCCACCUUAUCAAGACAUUGCGUUCAAGAUUGUCAACCGCGAAUGGGAAUACUCACACAAACGCGGCUUUAAAAGCGUCUUUGAACGUGGGAUUCUCCAACUUUAUUUUAAUUUCAAGCGUCACAGAUACCGUCGAUAG